Henningerozyma blattae CBS 6284 is the source of this 753-nucleotide messenger RNA. RefSeq names its product DUF5314 domain-containing protein. The transcript has a single exon. The record is from RefSeq and is a predicted model, not a curated record. The coding region runs from base 1 to 753 and encodes 250 amino acids. Lineage: Eukaryota; Fungi; Ascomycota; Saccharomycetes; Saccharomycetales; Saccharomycetaceae.
AUGGGAUUUAUAGUUCGUACUUCGAAAGGUCUUCAAAUUGAUUUAGAAAAUAAUUUUACUUAUAUUGAUGGUAAAAAAUACUAUUUAAUAGAAGAGCAGCAGUUAGAUAACAAAAAUAAUCAUAAAGGAAUUAAAAAGUUAAGCGAGAAGCUAGAAAACAAUCAAAUUAUUUCACCAUUUUCAUUCAAAGGUAAGCUGGACACAAGUGAAACUUUCCAUAUAUGGUAUCGAGAUAUAAUCCUGCACACUUCUUCAGUCAGCACGUUCUGGUAUCAGUAUCUAAUUCGAGGUGAUUUUAGGCAUGAUUCAUUAAAUAUUUCAAAUGAAGAUGAGAAUUAUAUUAUGUUAAAAGAGCUCAUGAGUAAUACUUUAAUAAAGCUAAUUUUGAACACAUGCUCCAAAGAAUAUAAGAAUAAGUUAGAGGUACAAUUUGGAUCCGGAUUGAAGUCUAUAGAUGGUCAUAAAGUAUUCAUUUGGAUUAGGAAGCAUAUGUACUUCCAGGAUUAUACAAAAAUUCAAGAAAUUAUUGGAGAGUUAUUGGAUAUAUGUGUCCAGGUUAAGUGUGAUAAGGUUAAAUUAGAAAAAUAUGCUAAAGCAUUAGUGGACGAAUUUAAAUUCUUAACAAGGCAAGAAUGGGCAUUAGUUAGUGAAUUGGAUCCUCAAAUGGCUGCUAGUACCAUAUUAUCUAGAGGGUGUUAUUGGGGUGCCGUUCAAAAAUAUCUACUUAAUAUUAUUCGUUCGCCGAAGAAUUGA